Molecule: messenger RNA, 3738 nt
Organism: Sclerotinia trifoliorum
Lineage: Eukaryota; Fungi; Ascomycota; Leotiomycetes; Helotiales; Sclerotiniaceae
Source: the annotation of a GenBank genome assembly
AGGGUGAAAAGGUGAAAAGCCAUUGAAAACAUCACGUGAUUAUAUCAAAAAUCUGAUGAUUUGACUCUAUACUCAAUCGUUUAGAUUGAAAGGCUCACAUAGAAAUGAAACCGAGUUCUUUGCGAUAGUCUUGAAGAUAUCUACUUCCCUCUUACGACAUCCAAAUUUUUCCUUUUUUUUCUUCUCACAUCGAGACUUUUUAUCUGCAAGAGAGCGCGUGCGCAAGUGCUCUUAUCCCCGAUCUCGAACGCUGGUUGGCUAAACAUAUACCUCGCGUGUCUCAACCCAAAUGUCCAAACUUUCCAGCUUGGCAACAUCAAAUUGAAAAAGGUUUCCUUUUCUAUCACCAGCAAUUGUCCUACAAUACCUGCAUUGCAUAGAUGUAAGUGUUUCUACUCUUUUCCUUCGGCCCACAGUCCACUUAGUAGUGUGGUUGAUGCGUUUCCGCUUCUUUCGCACUGCCCUUCCGCAGUAUUGUCGCUGGUCGUCAUGGCGCCAAUUCUUCUUGGGCAACUACUGACCAUCAUCACAAAUCCAGUGCGAUACGAUAUCUCUUCUAUCCAGUCCGUUAGAUAGAACGUUGCACAUACUUAGCAAUUCACACUAUAGACCAGAGGGUCAUUGGAGCGGGGAUCUUGGUCGCAGUUGAGGUUGAAUGGGGGGAGGAAAGUAACAACAUACAACAUUCCUGCGAUCUUAUUCAAUCAACAUCAUCAGAGAUACACCUAUUUGCUGUCAGAAUAGGGCCGAUAGUAAACUUGACCGAUGACGGCAGUCGCAAAUUUACCCAGUUUCCCGCAGAUCAAUAGGUCGGCAUGGGGAUCUAGUGUUAACCAAGGAGGAAUGAAUGCUAUAAAUGGCGACGAAGUGAGCAGAAUGUUCAUGCCACGGAAAAGCGCCCAGCGCGCCAACUCAUCCUCGUCGAUAAAUUCAUUAUCUUCGAACUCUUCUACUUCAUCCAACUCAACGAUAUCGCAACAAACACCACAGACUAAUGGCGUACCUAUGUCUUCGUCUAGCGAAUCAAACAAUUGGGGUACGGCGGCAGCACGAAAGAAAGUCCCUAGGGUGCAGCCGUCAUGGAAUAACAAAUCAGAUACGAUAACUGGUUCCAAUACGACACGACCUUCAUCGACAUUGACAAAUGGAAAUUCUGGUUCAUCCAUGACUCCAUUACAUCAGCCGGCUCCCAUGGUACCAUCACAGCACAUUAUACCAAACGGAUCACAACCCAUGAGACCCCAAGGCCAACCCUCAGAAGGGGAGCCGAUGCUCUACUUACUGUCUAUGAACGGCACUUUUGACCACAAGAGAAUAUCAGUACCAUUCUACCCGGACAGCUUAAGAAUUGGACGUCAGACAAAUGCUAAAACUGUACCGUCGCCCGCGAAUGGCUUCUUUGAUUCGAAAGUACUAUCGAGACAGCAUGCGGAGAUAUGGGCAGAUCGAAGUGGGAAAAUAUGGAUUCGAGAUGUAAAGUCUUCCAACGGUACCUUUGUCAACGGAGCGCGCUUAUCGGCCGAAAACAAGGACUCAGAUCCACAUGAGCUGCAGUCGCAAGAUCAUCUUGAGCUUGGUAUAGACAUUGUGAGCGAGGACCAGAAGACUGUCGUACAUCACAAAGUCGCUGCGAAGGUCGAACAUGCAGGUUUUGCCGGCUCAACUAAUAAUGUUUUAGACAUGAGCUUUGGCGAUUUAAAUCCCGCCAAUGGAUCAAUGAUGUUACCAUCCCAAGGACCAAUGAUGAGAGGGAGAACUAGUAGUCAAAGUUCAAUGGGUAGUAAUGGCCGCAUGGGGCCACCAGGUAGUGUAGCUGCAAGCCAAAUGAGUGUCAUGGGUCAGCAACGCCCGAUGAAUUUCUGGUUAACCCCCGUUACGACAGAGCAGAUAGUAAAGAGGCUUUCUGUAAGUUCACAUAAUUGCAUGGAUUGAUUCAUUGUAUAGCUAACAUAUAGUCCAGCACGAAAUGCGGACGGCCCGAUUACAGAACUCUGAUCUCGGGCGAGCAGACAAUUUCUUUAGUGGCCUCUUAUCGAAGGAGAAUGUGAAAGAACCUGAUAGCGCGCCAAACGUAGAACUACCGAAACCUGCGGUAGCAAAUGGUUCUGCAUUAGCCUUCCGAGCUGAAGGCAAAGCUCGAUUCUCUGACCCUCCUGCUCCCCCGCCUCAACAACCCCUUCCUGAAAAACCGGAUGUUGCUCGUUCUCAUAUUUUUGACCCUGCGUCACCUACUGCCUCUUUGAGAAGAGCAAAUAUUGAAAAACAUAGAUCCUUGGCGAAUGGCUCCCCGGUCAGGGAGGUAGGUAGUCAAAUAAUUACUUUGGUGGAAGCAUUGGCAUCAGCCAAGAAAGAGAUCGACUCACAGAGUGCUCGGAUGCGGGAUUUAGAGGACAUGCUUCAGAAGGAACGGCAAGCACGAGAAACAGCGGAAGAAAUGGCUAAAAGACUAGAGCUCCAGACUCCGGAGGGCAAUAUGAAUGGGAGAGCUAAGCCCGGGACGGAAGGAUCAAUUAUCGAAGAUGCUUUUGAACCACCCUCGGAAGACGUGUUAUCACAAGACAAAGACGUCAAUGCACAUGUUGAUGCUAAUGGUAUCGCCGACUCAUCUCGUCGGUUAGAGCAACGACUUGAAACUAUGCUUUCAGAUAUGCAGGAGCUGAGAUCACAAAUGGAGUCAUAUAAAAAGAGAGCAGAGACCGCCGAGGCAGAAUGUGAUACCAACCGAAGAAGUUUAGCAGAAAUGAUUGAGAAAAUUCGCUUGAAUGAACGACUCAGACAAUUAGAUUCUUCCGAUCGAUCCAAAUCUCCAUCGAAGCUACACUCCGACAAUCAUAUUAAUGGAGCUGUGAAUGGGGGUGAUUUGGCACUUCAUCCCACAAAACGGCCAAAUGGUUUAAAACAUAGCUCAUCCGAAAAAGAUGAACUUCAUGCAUCACUCAAACAUGUCAUCGCCUCCUCAAAAAAUACUGGCCACGAUCCUUUAUUAUACCACUCGACACCUUAUGUCUCAAUGCUUGGUGUUGUCAUGAUUGGUAUGGGAUUGAUGGCAUAUCUGAAUGGUUGGCAACCACCAAAAGUUAACCAUUAAAACACACAUUCUUUAAUUACACAUUUUCCUUUUGUUUAGAUCAAGCGCAGAUACCAUUUUACGCGGCACACACCUGGUCAUCGAGACCAAAGUUCUGUAUUCAGUCUCUUUUGUUAUCUUUCACGGGGCUCGAAAGUUGUUUAACUUUGCAUGUAGGCGUUGUGGGUUUGCAGGAAUGUGGGUAUUGAGGCAUUGGGGAAAGCGGGCAUGGGCAAGCGGAAGGGGCACAACAAUACCAAGAUUCUGGUUCUUUUGAUUGUUUGAGGUGAAAUGGAUGGGUUUAUCCGCAUACAUAUACCAAAACGGGUUCGGGAAUGGUAUGGAUGGGUUGAAUGGUUGUUUAUCAUUUUGGUGGAAUAGUUACUUACAAUUGUUGACCAUAGUAUAACAUGGACCCGUUACCAGCGCCUGUUUUUUAAUUUCUGAUAAUGUGCGUUCAAAAUGGUCAUUUAUGGCCUGGUCAUCGCAGUUUUUUUUUAAUUUGCUUAAGUUUCUCUUAGGGUGUUUUUUUUGCAUGGAAGAAGAUGAUUCGUUAGCAUGCUCAAAAAGCACAUUAGGUGGAUUUAGGGUUAGGGUUAUGGUUAUAUUACUCUGGACUGUAUUUUAGUUAUUAAACAGCCAUUCAUCGAAAACUUCCUGACCAAUCAAGU